Leucoraja erinaceus (little skate) is the source of this 1067-nucleotide messenger RNA. It is a transcript of the gene c10h1orf210, whose product is annotated as chromosome 10 C1orf210 homolog. NCBI's taxonomy places the organism in Eukaryota, Metazoa, Chordata, Chondrichthyes, Rajiformes, Rajidae. Bases 492 to 869 code for a protein of 125 amino acids. The transcript is spliced from 3 exons. The record is from RefSeq and is a predicted model, not a curated record.
ACACUGCAGACACACACACACAACCAAAACUCACACGCCGCUCACAUUUUAAUAUAAGCAUUGUUUCCUGCAACAUUCUCAGCUAUCAGGUGGAGAGCUUCUCAAACCUGCUGGUGAGUGCGAUUACACAUUGCGUAAUUACUACUUGUAGUUCACUGCCACUGGAAAGGCAGAAACAAAGUUCGGUUCGAAUGCUUGGUUAAAGAUUAGCCAACAUUCAACUUGUGGAGAUCUACCACGGCAAACAGUUUCGGGAAGAUUACAGAAAGCUGCAGCCUUUGCCCUGUGGCACACCUACCUACAUCACUGACACUCCCGCCUACAGAGAGACAAAAACAACAGCAAGAAAGAAGUUUAUUGUUUAAGCUGAAUUCCUCAGAUCAUUUGGAAGACUUACACUGCAGCUUCAGGGAAAAGAUUUGCUGAAUAUAGACCUCUCUCCUGCGUCCAGUUUUGAGAUACAUGUAAGAUUUCAACCCAAAGUUAAUCUAAUGGAGGUAACAACGCUCUCCAGUAAUCAGACUACAUUAGUGCCUCCAGCAGAUGGCAGCAAGACAUGGCACUAUCUUGUUGGUGUUCUGGUAGCUGCUAUCAUCCUCUCCGCAUUGACCGUCAUUUGUGCGAAAUUCAAACUCUUCCACAAGUACUUUACCAGCUACAGCCACCACCUGCUGCCAGAGCCAGACUUGGGCUACCAAGACAAUGACACCAUUAGUGUGAGCAUGGCACAUGAUGGCCAUAUGAAGGAGAUUAGAAACCAUGCAAUGUAUCCACCCGAGGGCUUGGACGAAGAUGACGGAUACAUUGAAGACAAUUACAUUCAGGUGGAAACGAAGCCCGAGGAGGAGGAGAUGCACGUUGCCAUUUAACAACAAACCGAACCCAUCAUCUCGAAUUUUCUAAAACAUUCCAUUAUUCACAUUAUGCACCAAACUGAGCUCUUGCCCACUGUGUUGUGUGUGAUGGUCAAGGUUUAUUGCUCAGUUGUUGGAUUUGCUGAGGUCUCUUUCCAUUUUGCAUGGUAGAGGUGCAGCUGUCAUAGAAGGGAAAUAAAUACAGGAAUUGCA